GCUGUCUGAGGGGCGCGGAGACCUGCGGGAGGGAGACGGCCGCAGCAUGGCGGCUGCCAGCGCACCGCCCUGCUCUCUGCCUUCCUGUCGCAGCCGCCUGGACCCUGAGGUCCGCAAGAGCUUGCUGUGAGCCCGCCGCGCGUCAGCCCGCCCUCCUCCCGCCCUCCUUCCCUUGUCGCCUCUGCCAGCCCGAGGGACGGCCGGGCGCACCGCGCCCACCCGCCGGGGCCCUGGGACCAUGGAGGACGUGAAAUUGGAGUUCCCCUCGCUCCCGCAGUGCAAAGACGACGCCGAGGAGUGGACUUACCCUAUGAGACGGGAGAUGCAGGAAGUUUUGCCUGGAUUGUUCUUAGGCCCAUACUCUUCUGCUAUGAAAAGCAAGCUACCUAUAUUGCAGAAACAUGGCAUAACUCAUAUAAUUUGCAUACGGCAAAAUAUUGAAGCAAACUUUAUUAAACCAAACUUUCAACAGUUAUUUAGAUAUCUAGUCUUGGAUAUUGCUGAUAAUCCAGUUGAAAACAUAAUACGUUUUUUCCCUAUGACUAAAGAGUUUAUUGAUGGAAGCUUACAAAAUGGAGGAAAAGUUCUUGUCCAUGGGAAUGCAGGUAUCUCUAGAAGUGCCGCCUUUGUUAUUGCAUACAUCAUGGAGACCUUUGGGAUGAAGUACAGAGAUGCAUUUGCUUAUGUCCAAGAAAGGAGAUUUUGUAUUAAUCCUAAUGCUGGAUUUGUCCACCAACUUCAGGAAUAUGAAGCCAUCUACUUAGCAAAAUUAACAAUACAGAUGAUGUCACCACUCCAGAUAGAAAGGUCCUUAUCUGUUCAUUCUGGUACCACAGGUAGUGUGAAAAGAACACAUGAAGAAGAUGAUGAGUUUGGAAGCAUGCAAGUAGCAACUGCGCAGAACGGCUGACCUGUGACGACUGUUAAUUGCACACUAUGGCUGCCCUCUGAGGACUGUUACUUGGGUGUGAGCUUUCAUCUGGAAAGGAGAGGAUCCUAGUGAUGAUAAUGGGAAAUGGUAAACACACAGAUACUUUGUUUUCAAUUACACUUGCUUCCAGACAUGUUUCUCUGCAACUUGCUGAGCAACACUUUAAGAUGUUGGACUUCUGCAGUAGAUGGCACUGAUGGGUGAUGGGUUUACUUUAAAAAAAAAAAAAAAAACUUUAUGGUUUUAUUAUAAACCAAGAAUUUUGGACUUGCAAAGAGGUAUUAUUGCAAUAAUGCACUUUUCAUACUUGAAAUUUAUUUGUAUGAUAUAAAGUUAUUACUUUAAACAAAAUGCAAGUUAGGGGGAUUUGUUUAUAGAUUUUGGAUAAU
Arvicanthis niloticus (Nile rat) is the source of this 1320-nucleotide messenger RNA. It is a transcript of the gene Styx, whose product is annotated as serine/threonine/tyrosine interacting protein. Gene Ontology annotation, biological process: protein dephosphorylation; negative regulation of SCF-dependent proteasomal ubiquitin-dependent catabolic process; negative regulation of protein binding. Gene Ontology annotation, cellular component: cytoplasm; nucleoplasm. Gene Ontology annotation, molecular function: F-box domain binding. The record is from RefSeq and is a predicted model, not a curated record. NCBI's taxonomy places the organism in Eukaryota, Metazoa, Chordata, Mammalia, Rodentia, Muridae.